AUGCAAGAGCAAGCAAAGGCCGAGGCAUUUGCCAAGCAGCAGCAGAAGGCAAGACGAACAUCUGACACACAACAGGAGGGGCUCGUACACCAGCAACACCAACACGAUCAGCAGCAGCAGCAGCAACUUCAACUUGCGAGCGAGGAGCGGCUACGGCAGGCGAGGGAACGGCGCCUAGCCGGCGAGAUGGCGGCACGGGAGCAGGUGUUGCAGGAGUUUACGCAGGACGAACAGCGCAAGAUGCAGCAGCAGCAGCUGGUGGCGGCCCAGUUGGAAGAGCAGGGGCGAUUGCUGCGACAGCGGAAUGAGGAGAAGCGCGCACGCGUGUCCGAACGCCGGCAGCGGGACUCUGAGGAGGCGGUGCUGAAGGCGAAAGCGCUGGAGAUGAUGCUGACGGCUGAUGCGAGUGCAGACCGCGAUGAUGAUGCAACUAGCGGUGAUGGUGGCGACGCGCUUUCAUCACAACAGAGGCGACGACGACGACGACGAAAGCAGGGGCGAAGGAGUGCACGGAGCAGCGACAGCACUUACGAAGAGCCAUCACAACCAGCGGUGGAGGAGGACGAACGAGAAGAAGGAGACGAAGCAGCAGAAGUCGAACAAGAGCCAGAGCGAGGACAGCACACGGCGCAGGAAAGGAACGUGGAGGAUGGCAAAGGCACAGGCGAGCAAGUGAAGCCACACCAGCAGAAGGCGCAGCAGCAACACGAGCAGCAUCGUGGCCAGCCUCAGCAACUUGAGCCAGCAACCAAAUCGACACGCUCGGGCGUGCUGUCAGCCAAUACGCGGGGAUUGCUGCGCGUGCACUGGUCCGUGCUGAUGCUGUCUUUUGCGCUGUUUCGUUUGGACGGACUUGAGAGCGAUGGUGGUGUUGAGAGCGAUGGCGAGCAAGCGGAUAGCGAACAUGUUGACGUGACGGCCGUGGAUGCCAGCGUUUGGGAUCACCAUGAGAACCAGCCGGGGCGUAAGCAACAAGAGCAAGAGCAAGAGCAAGAGCAAGAGCAAGAGCAACAGCAGCAGCACCAACAGCAGCAACACCAAGAGCCGGAACAGGAGAAGAGUCAGGUGCAUGCGCUGUUGCAGUCGCAUCCGCGUGUGGCAGCAAGCACCGCCUUGCCUCUGGUUUCCACAUCACGCCAUCAGCAGCAGUGCAAGAGCACGUGUGUCCAAUUGUUGCGCGCUCAUGCCUCCGUGCUGCGUGUGUGUUCACCGUGUCGAACAUUUCCCGUGAAGUUCUCCGAAAUCACAACCGCGCCAGCAGCACGCCACGCCCUGCCGGUGGCGACACAGCUGCCCAGAGCACACGGCAGGUUUGCCCUUGCCUCCGCUGAUGAUGUGGGCGUGCCGCAGUGUGUGGUGGACGUGUUGUCCGAGCUGACAUCAGCAGCGGAGGACCUGGUCAUGACGCAAUCAGCAACGGGUGUUGUGGACGCGCUGGCUGAGGCCUCGCUGGCAUACAUGCGCUGGCAGUCAUCUCCACCAAUCACAAUACCGGACAUUGCGGCAGACGUGGCGUGUACGGCGUGUGUUUCCGGUGUGGAGGAGGUGUUGCUGACAGCGUGGGUGCAGGGCGCGGUGACAAGCAUCACAGAGGCCGCGAGCGACCUGCUUGCAGCAAGUGACCCCACCAUGCUGUGCAUUGACGCUGUGGCAAGCACCGUCGUGGAGGAGGCGAUGGCAGAUGCCGUAGCUGAGAUGGCGGUGCCGCGUGUUGUGCAGCAGCUCAGCCAUGACGCAAUCGACCUCAUGCUGAUGAUGAUGGCGGCAGCAGGGGAAGAAGAGAAAGAGGGCAAGGAGGAGGGCAGCCGAGGUGUGGAGUUCGAUAUGGAGCCGCGCGAGGCGGCGCUGGUGGAAGAAGAACAUGUGGACGUGGACGGGCGAACAGAGACUGGCGCCGCCGAUGAGAGUGAGCGGGCGGUGGCAGCAGUUCCCGCAAGUGCUGUGAACAAAGGCGACCAAAGUGACCGGAAUCAGCAGAAAGCCGGCGACCAGCUCAAGCAACACCAAUCAGCAGAGCAAGCACAACAACCGGAACAAGCCGUGCCAGCAGGUCAAGUUGAGCCAACAGAGCAGCAUGAAGAGGCUGGGGUUGCUGCCGUGCCGCUUGCUGCAUUGGAUGGCGCCGAAACCGGUGAUGAAGGACAGCAGCCCUUGAAGGUGACGACGUUGGUGAAGCAAGUCAUGGGGUCUGUCGAUGGUGUGCAGAGUGCCACGGCAAACGCAUCUCAACACCCAGCGACAGCGGCGCCUGUGGCAGCAGCAGAACAGCAGCAGCAGCAACAGCAGCAGCAUGAAGGAGACGAGCCAGCAGCGCUCGGCACGACGAUGGCAGCAGGCGCCGACACAACACACCGUGAGGAAGUGGUGGCACUGGUGAAGCCAAAGGGUGUGCGGCGUGUGCCCGACGCAACGGUUGCGUUGCUUCGCGAGUACAUGGGGACAGCAGAGGUUGUGUUUGACGAGGGCAUUUACGUGCGCGAGAAGCCGUUUAUCAAGGCGCUGUGUGCGUAUGCAGACUCGUCCGCGUGCGAAACGCGUCUGGACGCGCGCACGCGCAUGGCGCUGCCCAAACUGAAGGCAGAGCAGCUUGUACCCUUUCUCAAGGCGGCGAAUGUGUUGGUCAUUCGAGCCAGGCGCCGCUAUCCUCGCUUCACCGGACGUUUUGUCCACGGCAUUUUCCUGCAUGGGAUUGACGUUUCGUUUAACAUGCCCGAGCGGCAGCAGCAGCAGCAGCACGAGCAAGGCGAAGGGGAGGAGGCGGAGCAGAGGAAACAGCGGAAGCAAAAGCAGCGCAAGCGGGUGGUUGGUGCGGAUGGAAAGGAAUUGGAGGAAGAAGUGACGGUGACGGUAACCACGAGCCCGCCUCGCUCACCAUCCCCACACACUCGCACACAGCACAGGCCAGCAUCAGCAGCAGCAGCAGCAGCAGUAGCAGCAACAGUAACCACAACAGGACAACAGCAAGUACCUCCACCACCACAGCUGAAGGAAGACAUGAAGGAUGGGGCGCUGUUGUCUUCAUCGUCGCAUGCGAAGUCGCCGCAAGCACAGCCGUUGUCGCCGACAGCUGGUGCGGCGGUUGGCACAGAUACCACAACAGCAGCAGCAACAGCGAGCAUGAGCGCUGAUGUUGGUGCCGGUGGGGCCGCAGCAGCGUUAAAGGAGGAGAACGAGAAGUUGAAGCGAAAGAUUGAGGAGUUACAGAAACAGCUGGAGGCCAAAGGGGCCGCCAGUGCAAGUCAUGAAGUGACACAAGCACCACCACCGCCACCGCCACCACCGCCACCACCGCCUCCAGGUGUUGGUGCACCACCCCCUCCUCCUCCUCCUCCACCGCCACCACCAGCAUCAGGCAUUCCCCCUCCUCCUCCUCCACCGCCACCAGGAUCAGGCAUUCCUCCACCACCACCACCUCCACCAGGGUCAGGCAUUCCUCCACCACCACCACCGCCGGGAUCAGGCAUUCCACCACCACCACCACCGCCACCGGGCACAGGAGGGCCGCCACCACCACCGAUGAUGAUGCCUGUUGUGCCGCAAGGCCCGCGGAAACCAGUGGUGAAACCAACAGCGAAGAUGAAGCCGCUCUUCUGGGAGAAAAUCACGCUCACGCCCGACGAGAUUGCACACGCUGAGAAGGUGGAAGAAGCAAAGAAGAAGCGAGAGGAAAGGAAGAAGAGAAAGAGCAAUGAGGACAGUGACGACAACAGCAAGAGCGCCAGUGACGAUGAAGGCGGCGAUAAUGCUGACGACGACGGCAAUAACAACAAGGACGAUGAUGAUGACGAGGACGACGUAUCUGUGUGGGCGACGCUGAAGGAAGCGGAAUUGGACACGAAAGCGUUUGAGGACGCAUUUGCACAGAAGGUGGUGAAGAAGAAGGACAAAGCGGCAGAAGAGAAUGGAAAGAAGAAAGAGAAGAAGGCGGAGUCGUUUUCGGCGCUGGACGGAAAGCGCGCGCAGGCCGUUGGCAUUCUCAUGGGAUCGAUCAAGAUCGACAUGGACAAGCUUGAGCAAGCGGUUUACACGAUGGAUGAGAGUGUCUAUUCGCUGGAGAAGGUGAAAGCGCUGCACAUGAACAGGGCGACACAGGAGGAACUGGACCUGAUGUCCAUGCACCUCGACAGCGAAAAGGCAAAGAAGGUGCCGCUUGCAAAACCGGACGCGUUUCUGUGGGAGCUGAACAAGAUCUCCAACUUUGAUCUGCGUGUGCAAUGCUGGACGUUCAAGUCGACGUUUGAGGAGAAUGUGUUCACUGUUCAGGAGCGCAUUGAUGCCGUACGCAAGAGCUGCAUUGCAUUGCGUGAGAAUGCGUUUGUGCAGACGGUGCUGGCACACGUGCUCGCGUUUGGAAACUACAUGAACGGCAGCACGCGACGCGGACAAGCGGACGGAUUUUCUCUCGUGAUUUUGGCAAAGCUUCGCGAUGUCAAAACACAGGACAACUCAUCCACGCUUCUGGCCUUCUUGGGUGCGCGGUUUUCGCACACAUUAACGCGUGAUGACCCGACAGCCGGCACAGACGAGGCAGAGUUUCCACUGCCCAAGCCAGCCCUCCUCCAGAGCGCGGCUCAAAUCCGCUUCGAAGAUAUCAGCUCGGACGUGAAGAAGAUUGAGGUUGGCGUGAAGACGUGCUCGCGGCGCGUGGAUAAGGUGGUGGCAAGCACCGACAACGAAGACAUUGUGCAGCCCUUCAAGAACGAAAUGGAAGCGUUUGUCGCCACCAGCACCGCCACGGUACAUGACUUGCAGAAGCAGCUGGCAGCGUGUCAGGACCUCUUUACCAAUGUGCUCAAGUUUUUCAAGUACGGCAAGAAGGAAAAGGGCACAGGCGAGAAUGGCGCCAUCACGCCUGCCGACUUUUUCGACAUAUGGGCCUCGUUUGUCGCCGGAUACGAGGAGUGCUGGAAAGCAGAACAGAGGGAUGCUGCCAAACGCAUCUUCGAGGCUGCACGCAAGGCAAAGCUUGCGCAGCAGUCGAAGGGAAAGAAGGUGCGGAAGGUGAUGGGCGGGAUGAAGUCCAGGUUGAAGCGGCGGUUUGGCAGGAAAACGUCCUCAGCUGACGUAUCGCAAGCGACAAACGGGGAAGCGAAGCGCAGUGACGAUGGUGGAGGUGGUGAUGAUGGUGAUGGUGAGGAUGGCGGUGAUGGUGGUACCAGCAGUGAUCAGCGGAAACAGCAACAGAGCCAGGUAGACGACAAGGCGGCAAAACAACUAACCGACGAAGCAACCACAGCAACAGACAAGCAACACACAGAAGACCAGAAGCAGGAACAGGAGGAAGAAGAGGAGGAAGAAAAGGAGAGCAAGGAAGCUGGUCACAAGCAGGCCUGA
This is a messenger RNA of Salpingoeca rosetta, 5334 nucleotides long. RefSeq lists its product as uncharacterized. Gene Ontology annotation, molecular function: actin binding; microtubule binding. Gene Ontology annotation, biological process: actin filament polymerization. The transcript is spliced from 12 exons. The record is from RefSeq and is a predicted model, not a curated record. Gene Ontology annotation, cellular component: actin filament; cytoplasm. Bases 1 to 5334 code for a protein of 1777 amino acids. NCBI's taxonomy places the organism in Eukaryota, Choanoflagellata, Craspedida, Salpingoecidae.